Molecule: messenger RNA, 3024 nt
Organism: Oryza brachyantha (malo sina)
Lineage: Eukaryota; Viridiplantae; Streptophyta; Magnoliopsida; Poales; Poaceae
Product: probable lipoxygenase 8, chloroplastic
Exons: 6
Coding region: 51-2831 (926 amino acids)
Biological process (GO): lipid oxidation
Molecular function (GO): oxidoreductase activity, acting on single donors with incorporation of molecular oxygen, incorporation of two atoms of oxygen; protein binding; metal ion binding
Source: RefSeq, a predicted model, not a curated record
CAAGCACACGCGUCGUCGUCUUCGUCGAGCAGGAUAUAUAUACCCGCGCCAUGCUGCGUCCCCAGCUCAAACCAUCAUCAUUUAGCCACACCGCGACGAGCAGCAGCAGCACGCAGCUGUUCCCCUCCUCGCCGUGCACUAGCCUAGUUCGCCAGCCGUCGUCGAUCGCCGGAGCAGCUGCCGGCCGGACGCGGCGAGCACCAGGUGUAAACGUUGUACGGUGCGCGUCGGAGGCGGCGAGCAGCAGGAGGAGCGACAGUAGCUCUGCGUCGUCAUCAUCGGGCAUGGCGGCGGUGGUGCGGGUGAAGGCGGUGGCGACGUUCAAGGUCACCGUCGGCGGGCUGCUCAGCAGCCUGAAGCCGUCGAACGCCAUCAACGGCGUCAAGGAGCUCAUCGGCAGGUCGCUCUUCCUCGAGCUCGUCAGCUCUGAGCUUGACGCGAAGACGGGGAAGGAGAAGGCCACCGUGCCGAGCUACGCGCACAAGGUGGACGACGACGACCAUGGCGUGGUGACCUACGAGGCCGACUUCGACGUGCCGGCCGGCUUCGGCCCCAUCGGCGCCGUCGUGGUCACCAACCACCUCCACCAGGAGAUGCUCCUCGAGGACGUCAACCUCACCGCCGGCGCCGCCGCCGGCAACUCCACCCUCCUCUCCAUCCGCUGCAACUCCUGGGUCCAGCCCAAGUCCGGCAAAGACGACGCCACCCCCGGCCAGCGCGUCUUCUUCGCCAACAAGACCUACCUGCCGGGCCAGACGCCGGCGGGGCUCAAGGGCUACCGGGAGCGGGGCCUCCAGGAGAAGCGCGGCAAUGGCACCGGCCGGCGAGAGGACGACGACUCCGUCUACGACUACGACGUCUACAACGACCUCGGCGACGUCGACAGCAACUCCGAGAACGCCCGCCCCGUCCUCGGCGGCAGCAAGCAGUUCCCCUACCCUCGCCGCUGCCGCACCGGCCGGCCCCCUUCCAAGAAAGACCCCAAGUUGGAGACGAGGAGCGGCGGCGUGUACGUGCCGAGGGACGAGAAGUUCUCGGAGGUGAAGAACGCUCAGUUCUCGAUCAAGACUGUCACGUCGGUGCUCCACGCCGCCGUGCCGGUCUUGCAGUCGGCAUUCAUCGACAGAAACCAGGCCUUCCCGUCCUUCUUCGUCAUCGACAAGCUGUUCGAGGACGGCGUUGCGCUGCCUAGCGUCGAGAAGCUCGGCUUCCUCAAGAGCAUCGUGCCCCGCGUGCUCGAGCUCCUCCGCGACGGCCCCGGCGACGGGCUCCUCCACUUUGACACUCCGGCGAACGUCCAAAAGGACAAGUUCGCAUGGCUAAGGGACGAGGAGUUCGCGAGGGAGACGCUCGCCGGCGUCAACCCGUACGCCAUUGAGCUCGUCAGGGAAUUUCCCCUGAAGAGCAAGCUCGACCCGGCGGUGUACGGUCCGGCGGAGUCGGCGAUCACCGCCGACGUGCUGGAGGCGCAGAUGAGGCGCGUGAUGACGGUGGCGGAGGCGAUCAAGCAGAAGAGGCUGUUCAUGCUGGACUUCCACGAUCUGUUCUUGCCGUACGUGCACAAGAUCCGGACGCUGGAUCACACCACCAUGUACGGCUCGCGCACCGUCUUCUUCCUCACCAGCGACGGCACGCUGCGGCUGCUGGCCAUCGAGCUCACCCGGCCGGCCUCGCCGUCGCAGCCGCAGUGGAGGCAGGUGUUCACCCCGUCCACGGACACCACCGAGUCGUGGCUGUGGCGGAUGGCCAAGUCCCACGUCCGCGCGCACGACGCCGGCCACCACGAGCUCAUCACCCACUGGCUGCGCACGCACUGCGCGGUGGAGCCGUACAUCAUCGCGGCGAACCGGCAGCUCAGCGAGAUGCACCCGAUCUACCAGCUGAUGCGGCCGCACUUCCGGUACACGAUGGCGAUCAACGCGCUCGCCCGCAGCCGGCUCAUCAGCGCCGGAGGUGUCAUCGAGUCCUCCUUCUCGCCGCAGAAGUACUCCAUGGAGCUCAGCUCCGUCGCCUACGACAAGCUCUGGCGCUUCGACAUGGAGGCGCUCCCCGCCGACCUCGUCCGCCGCGGCAUGGCCGAGGAGGACCCGACGGCAGAGCACGGCCUCAGGCUCGCCAUCAAGGACUACCCGUUCGCCAACGACGGGCUGCUCAUCUGGGACGCCAUCAAGAGCUGGGUGCAGGCGUACGUCGCGCGGUUCUACCCCGACGCCGGCAGCGUCGCCGGCGACACGGAGCUGCAGGCGUUCUGGACGGAGGUGCGCACCAAGGGCCACGGCGACAAGAAGGACGAGCCAUGGUGGCCGAAGCUGGACACGCCCGAGAGCCUCGCCUACACGCUGACCACCAUCAUCUGGGUCGCCGCCGCGCACCACGCCGCCGUCAACUUCGGGCAGUACGACUUCGGCGGGUACUUCCCCAACCGCCCCUCCAUCGCGCGCACCAAGAUGCCGGUGGAGGAGCCCGUGGACGCCGCCGCCAUGGCGAAGUUCCUCGACAACCCCGACCAGGCGCUCCGCGACUGCUUCCCGUCGCAGGUGCAGGCGACGGUGGUGAUGGCCGUGCUCGACGUGCUGUCCACCCACUCCCAGGACGAGGAGUACCUCGGCGGCCCGGAGACGAGGCCGUGGAACAACGACGCGGCGGUGCAGGCGGCGUACGCCGGGUUCACCGCCCGGCUCAAGGAGAUCGAGGGCGUCAUCGACGGCCGGAACAAGGACAGGAGCCUCAAGAACCGGUGCGGCGCCGGCAUCUUGCCGUACCAGCUCAUGAAGCCCUUCUCCGGCGAGGGCGUCACCGGCAUGGGCAUCCCCAAUAGCACAUCCAUCUGAAACACCACCAAGCCCGGCCCCCACAUCCACUUUGCAGAUGAUCAUUCAUGCAUUGCAUUUGUCUCAAACUCUCAAUUAUUUGUUUAUGUACAUCCGGUUGUGAUUCAUUAUUCAUCUGAAUAUUAUUUCUCUGUAUAAAUAAGAAGGGAUUGUUUGCUGCUCAUGCUGCGUAUUGAAAAAAAAUCUAUGAAUA